AUGAAGAAACUUUCUUUGGAUCUUAAAAAUCGGAAGACGCCUCCAACAAAGCCUUCAAUCGAGGAACCCCCGGUGUUGGAGUUGAAGCCAUUACCUCCACACCUCAGGUAUGAAUUCUUGGGCUCUAAUUCAACUUUAUCAGUCAUUCUUUCCUCUUGUCUUACUAACAUGCAGGUAGAUGCCACGUUGGCGGUGCUCAAAAAGCGGAAAAAGGCAAUUGGAUGGACUUUGGCCGAUAUACGGGGAAUAAGCCCCGCAUUUUGCAUGCACAAGAUUAUUUUUGAGGAUGAUGCAAGGCCCUUCUUGGAACAUCAAAGGAGGCUCAAUGAGGCAAUGCAAGAAGUGAAAGGUGGGAUGACUGUGGUGACAAAUGACAACAAUGAACUUAUUCCCACUCGGACGGUUACCGGAUGGCGGGUAUGCAUGGACUACCGGAAGCUAAACAAGGUGACCCGCAAGGAUCAUUUUCCUUUGCCAUUCCUUGACCAAAUGCUUGAUCGCCUUGCGGGGCGAGCCUUUUAUUGCUUUUUGGAUGGAUAUUCGGGUUAUAAUCAAAUCUUAAUUGCUCCGGAGGACCAAGAGAAGACCACAUUCACCUGCCCAUAUGGUACAUUUGCUUUUUCUCGGAUCCCGUUCGGGUUGUGCAAUGCUCCGGCGACCUUCCAACUAUGCAUGAUGGCUAUUUUCACCGACAUGGUGGAAGAUAUUUUGGAAGUCUUUAUGGAUGAUUUUAGUGUGGUUCGUGAUUCAUUUGAAGAGUGUUUGAGAAAUUUGGAUAGAGUCUUGGCCCGAUGUGAAGACAUAAAUCUCGUUCUUAAUUGGGAAAAAUGCCACUUCAUGGUUGAAGAGGGCAUAGUGUUGGGCCACAAAAUUUCUAAGCAUGGGAUUGAAGUAGACAAAGCCAAGAUUGAGGUGAUUUCAAGGCUUCCUCCCCCCACUUCUGUCAAGGGGGUGAGGAGUUUUCUUGGGCAUGCAGGGUUCUACCGGCGAUUUAUCAAGGAUUUUUCGAAGGUAGUGAAUCCUCUUUGCAAGUUGCUAGAGAAAGAUGAUAAGUUUGUGUUUGAUGAGAAAUGCAUGGAGGCCUUUGGACUCCUUACGCAUAAGUUGACUACCACCCCGAUCAUUACCGCUCCAAAUUGGAGUUUGCCUUUCGAGAUCAUGUGCGAUGCAAGUGAUGUUGCGGUUGGGGUUGUGUUGGGUAAAAAAGUGAACAAAAUGUUUCAUCCCGUGUACUAUGCAAGCAAGACUAUAAAUGAAGCUCAAAGGAACUACAUGAUGACGGAGAAGGAAUUGUUGGCUAUUGUGUUCGCCAUGGAAAAAUUUCGGCCAUAUCUUAUGGGAGCCAAAGUCAUAGUGCACACCGAUCAUGCCGCCCUUAGGUAUUUCAUGACAAAGAAAGACUCCAAGGCAAGGUUGAUGCGAUGGGUGUUACUUCUUCAAGAGUUUGAUUUGGAGAUAGUGGACCGUAGAGGUAGUGAAAACCAAGUGGCGGAUCAUUUGCUCCGCUUGGAGGAGGAAGGUAGGCCGUGUGAUGGCCUAGAGAUCAAUGACACAUUCCCCGAUGAGCAACUACUUUCUGUGUCGAUGUGUGAUAUGCCAUGGAUUGCGGACAUUGCUAAUUUCGGCGUUAGAAUCAGAACAGGCGUUCUACCGCGGUUCCACCGCGACCGCGGUGAAACCGCGGUAGAUUACGCCCGCGGAACUUCACUGCUGCGGUUCCACCGCGAAAGCGGCAGAACCGCGGCAGGCCCAGACGCGGUCAGGAUUAAUGGCUCCCAAAAGGCACAGGCGCUCUGCGGUCCUUCCCACCGACCUGCUUAUGAUGAAUCUAGAUUCCAAUCGGAACAGGCUGAGGAUGACUUCCGUGCCAAAGCUAAUAAAACGUUCAUUCAGGAAAUCCCGAUUGAUCGGGCUGCCCUCCGAGUUGAAAAAGUGGAGAUGGAGUUGAUUGUGCGGGGUACGGUGGUCAGUGCUCAGAUUCCAACAAUUCGCCGGGUGUUGAGGUUACCUCCAUUCACCAGCGAUGUUGACUACUAUCAUGACAGGGCCGGGGUGACAUGGGAGGGAUUCUACUUCCCUUCUUUGGUAACCACACUAUGCUUGCUGAGGAACACCCCUACCAACCCUGCUGAUGGUGACUUGCCCCCAAAAGCAGCCUUCAAAGCUUCCGGUAUCAGAGUGGGCAGAGGCACCCGCACUACCAUUGAGAUAGAUGAUGAGGAGGACGAUCCGGUCCCUAUGGCACCAUCUAGGCGGUCUGUAGACAGUGCUGGACCCUCUUGGCGCUCUCAUUCUGGAGCAGACCUAUCUCGCUCACAGUCCUCCCGGCCUAUGUUGCGCUCCUUGGAGGACGAGGUCGCGGAUCUUCGCACCUCGGUGCGACCUAUGAUGUUGGACUAUGUCGCUAGAGGCGGUCAAUGCCUAUGGCGCGUAGCAAGGCACAGAAAGGUUACUGCAGUAAGCCGCCAAUGGUGCACAGUGGUCAAGGAACCAGUGGCUAAAGAGAUGCAUGAUGAUUUUACUAUGUCAAUAUUGAGAAAAGUGCUACGAUGUCCCACACUAUAUGCUGACUUGCCCACUGGGCACCAUACACCGACCACCAGCAGUAACCUUGAUGUUCCUAUGCCUUCAGGUGCGACCUAUGAUGUUGGACUAUGCCGCUGGAGGCGGUCAAUAUCUAUGGCCCGUAGCAAGGCACUUAAAGGUUACUGCUGUAAGUCGGCCAAUGGUGCACAGUGGGCAAGUCAGCAUGUAGUGUGGGACAUGGUAGCCUACACGACUAGUUUCGAGACUCUUUUCCUUUCUUUCUUCCUAUCUGUCAAUUCUAGAUUUGCUUAUACCUACAAUUAA
Messenger RNA from Nicotiana attenuata, 2850 nucleotides. RefSeq lists its product as uncharacterized. Lineage: Eukaryota; Viridiplantae; Streptophyta; Magnoliopsida; Solanales; Solanaceae. The transcript has 12 exons. The record is from RefSeq and is a predicted model, not a curated record. The coding region runs from base 1 to 2850 and encodes 949 amino acids.